Messenger RNA from Eruca vesicaria subsp. sativa (arugula), 1130 nucleotides. NCBI's taxonomy places the organism in Eukaryota, Viridiplantae, Streptophyta, Magnoliopsida, Brassicales, Brassicaceae. The record is from the annotation of a GenBank genome assembly.
UAAAAAUACAACUAGUUUGGAGUAUUUGUCAACUGUUUUAAUUUAACAAGAAACAUGCAAUGAUCCAUCUUCUUCCACAUUCAUUCUCUCCUUCUCCUCCUUCUUCCUAGCUUUCUCAAAGAACCAAGAAGGCAAGAAAACAGUUUCCGCAUCCUGCAUUGACAUAUAGAAGCUUAUAAUCUCAUGGCGAAAAGGCUCUGUUUCAUUGUCAUUCUAUCAUUGUGUCUUCUAACUUUCAAUCUCACGCACGCUGAGGAGGAGGAGGAGUCUCUCUCACCGGCUAUCCCACCAGAAUCAGAUUCAUCUCCAUCACCACCAGAAGCGGAUACCCUUCCACCACCACCGUCAUCACCAAAACCUGAACCCUUAGCAGAUUCUCCUCCACCACCUCCUCCUUCACAAUCUCCAUCAUCUUCAUUACCAAAACCUGAACAAUCGCCAGUUCCUACACCGUCAGAGGAAGAAUCCAAUGAGGACUCAGAGCCGGAGACAGAGUAUUUCCCUUCUCCAAGACCGUCUCCUGCGCCGGAAGAGCGGAAACCAGACGAUAUCAAAGCAAGCGAGGAUGGUGAUGAGGUCGAGAAAGAAGAAGAUAGCGGUGGGAUGAGUGGAGUGAAGAAAGCUGGGAUCGCCAUUGGAGUUAUAUUUGGAGUCGGAGCGAUUGUAGUGGGAGCUAUUGUUUACAAGAAACGUAGAGAUAACUUGACCAGGGCUCGUUACACUUACUUCCAAGGAGAGUUUCUUUAAACUGCUUUCUUGUUUUUUUUUUUUGGGAUUAAGAAACAUAUAUAAUCUUUCUUUACAUUGUUGUUUUUGGUGGUGCUACAUGAUGUAUCUUUCAUCUCUUAGUAGAGUUUAUAUUAUUAUAUGUUACCUCUUAAGGAGCAUUACCAUGUUCUAGUGGUCAGGAAUGUGAGAGUUAUAAACAUUUUUCAAGAACUUUCAUAAUUUUUUUUUUGGUGCAUAAUUUAGGGGUCUCUAUACCUAUGUUUAUAACCUCUAAAAGUGCUAAAAGGCCAAGACUAAUGUUUCGCUAAAUUAUGCUCAGAUCCUUGUUUGAGCCUAAGGGGAGAUGUUUUUUUGAGUUAUGUUUGAGUUUGUACUUCCUGUCUUUUUAAGUAUAAUUGUGA